AAUUAAAGACCCUGACAGAGAGGCUGCCAGAGCAGAACCAUGUCUCUGUACCGCAACUCCGCCUGGUUCCUGAAGGGACUGACCGAGUUUACCAGGAAUGGCUUCCUGUCAGCCUCCAAGCGGUUUGUGGAAAAGGACCUGGACGUGUCCGUGGCUGGACGCUCCUUCAUGAUUACUGGAGCCAACAGUGGCAUCGGCAAAGCCACCGCCAUGGCUAUCGCUAAGAGAGGCGGAACAGUCCACAUGGUGUGCAGGAACAAGGACAAGGCCGAGGAGGCGAGGGCUGACAUCGUCAAGGAGACGGGAAACAAAGAGAUCUACGUCCACAUCCUGGACAUAUCCGAGACCAAGAAGGUCUGGGAGUUUGCUGAAGCCUUCAAGAGGAAGUACAAGAGCCUCAAUGUGCUGAUUAACAACGCAGGUGCCAUCAUGAGUCAGAGGGACGUGAAUGCUGAGGGACUGGAGAAGAGCUUUGCCACCAACGUCCUCGGAGUUUACAUCCUCACCAAGACUCUCAUUCCUUUACUGGAGAAGAGCGCAGAUCCCAGAGUGAUCUUAGUGUCUUCAGGGGGGAUGCUUGUGCAGAAGCUUAGGAUAGGAAACCUGCAGUCUGACAGAGGCCGGUAUGACGGAACCAUGGUCUACGCCCAGCACAAAAGGCAGCAGGUCGUGAUGGCAGAGCAGCUGGCGAAGACUCACACCAACAUCCACUUCUCCGUUAUGCAUCCCGGCUGGGUGGAUACUCCAGCGGUGGCCAACGCCAUGCCAGACUUCCAUCGCUCCAUGAAGAACAGCUUGCGGACGCCAGAUCAGGGGGCUGACACCGUAGUGUGGCUAGCUGUCUCUGAGGCUGCUGCCACAAACCCCAGCGGACGUUUCUACCAGGACAGGAAAAUGGUGUCCACCCACCUGCCGCUGGCCUGGACUCACAGCUCCCCUCUGGAGGAACAAAAGCUUUUGUCUCUGCUGGAGGACUUGGCCAAGACGUUUCAGCCUCACUGAGUAAGCAGGAGACACCACAUCCACUAACGGCUGCAGUUUAUAUCGACGAGGCUGAGUUUCACCUCCAAGCUGAGAAAGAGGGAACAGAUCUGGAUCUGCUGGAGCUGAAGUAGGACAAACCAGUGCCACAAGUUCCAGGCUUGAAGUGGUCACACACAUGAAGUGAUGUGUUUUUGGAGAUUCAGCCUCAUGACGGCAGAUUAAACUCAUUCUAACUGAGGAAUUAGCAGAUUUGUAACGUUUUAUAACCUUUUAUGUGACCAAACUGUUUAAGAACUACAUUUACUGUACGAGUGUUUGACGGUGAUGCUGCAGCUCACACACACAAAAAACACACACACUCACACACAAAGUGACUUUAUUAACAGAGUCAAUCAGAUGGGAAUCUGAUGUGACUGAAGUCAGUGUGUUCACACAUUCACACACCAGCUUUGGGUUCAGCAUCACGCCUGUUUUUGUAACUUACAACGCGUCCAGGUGUCUAACAUCCCUGUCAGUAACAUAAGUGUGUGUGUGUGUGUGUGUGUGUGUGCGUGUGCAAUGUAGUGUAGCUCCUGUUGUGCACAGGCUGAACCCAAACUGGAGGUGUGUUUUCUCUGAGCUGUGUGCCACACACACACACACACACACACACAAAACGCAGCAGCAUCACUUGACAUUUAUGAUCUGCCCAGCACCUUAAAAAAAGAAAAGAAAAAUGCUUUGACUGACUGACUUUGACUUGUUUUCAUCCUGUAAACACGCGUGAAUAAAGAAAAUCACUGAUC
Molecule: messenger RNA, 1769 nt
Organism: Melanotaenia boesemani (Boeseman's rainbowfish)
Lineage: Eukaryota; Metazoa; Chordata; Actinopteri; Atheriniformes; Melanotaeniidae
Gene: dhrs12la
Product: dehydrogenase/reductase 12-like a
Exons: 10
Coding region: 40-1002 (320 amino acids)
Source: RefSeq, a predicted model, not a curated record